GGGAUGUGUGUGUAUAUAUAUCUUGCUCGCUGAAGCAGCAGAAAGCCUGGCUUUGUUAUGGCUGCCAACAGGGGGUGACAUGACUUGGAAAAUAUUAUUCUUGCAAUUUUGCAAAUUGCCAUUCAGUUUUCGUUAAUGAGGGCACUGUUUCUUUAACCAGGCCUUGCCCCUUUAACAGAUGUGGGCAUGGUUAUGAGGCUGGCCACUCCCCUUUUGUGAUGCAUCUGCUAAGAAGUCCAUAGCAUGCUUAGUGUCAGCAGUAGCCACAGCUCCCAGCAGUAACUGUGAUACCCUCCCCUACGUGCAGGCUGGGCGGGAUCUGUCUGCAAAAUGUGUCUGUCCUUAACCCUCUGUGCCCUUUUUAUGUGUUAACACUCUGUCUGGCUUUUUUGUUUUUUUUAUCCUUACCCCGCUGCUCAUGUUUCUGUUCUCUCUGUGUGUCUAUAACCUCUUCCCUCCUUGUCACUCUCUUGCUCUCAGAAGCUUCCCAGCCUUGCAUUGUUUCACAACAUUUCCCAGUGGCAGACAGGGAGGAGGAGAGCUGCACUUGUGCUAAAUAUCUCACUGGAGACCACCAGCUCCUGGAUAGACACCCUCACUAAAGCUGGGAAGUGAAAGGCUGGCAGUGCUUUCAGCUGCAAAUUGCCAGCGAGACGGACAGGCUGAGAACGAGACCAGAACUGCCAUGCGUUUUUGUAAAGGGCACUCUGUGUUCUCGUGGAAUAUAAAAUGUAUCUAAGGCUGAAUCCAGUUCUUUGAAAUUACCAAAAGACUUCUUCUUUCUCAGCGGUGCAUUUGCAGGCUCUGUUCUUCAUCGUGACUGUUAGAAUAUGGAAGGAUUGUUCUAAAAACACAAAAUUGCAAUUUGUGUCCUCCAUGACCUGGUUGUAAGGAGAGAAAGCUGAUCCCGAACGCUGCUCUUCUGGAAUGCAUUGUGCCCUGCUUAUAACGGACAGCUGGAUAUAAAGUCGUGUGUCUGUAACCAUUCUCCCCCCCUUUUCUCGCCGUCACUUACAGUUGUUGCAUCUCUGCCUGUGCACAAGUUUUUCAGCCCAUGAGAAUGAUCCGUGUCUGCUGGUUUUUUACGCUUUCAUUUCUGUGGCAGCUGCUGGCAUUAGCCCGGACGCUGGAGAUGGGUCUCUACGACGUGGAGAGGGGGAGGGAAGCCAAGUGUGAGCCCAUUCAGAUUCCCAUGUGCCAGGGCAUUGGCUACAACAUGACCAGAAUGCCCAAUUAUGUAGGCCAUGAGUCCCAGGCAGAGGCAGGGGUGAAGCUGCAAGAGUUCGCCCCUCUUGUUGAGUAUGGGUGUCACGUACACCUCCGCUUCUUCCUCUGCUCUCUCUAUGCCCCCAUGUGCACAGAGCAGGUGUCAUCUUCAAUCCCAGCUUGUAAACCCAUGUGUGAAUCUGCCAGGCUUAAGUGUGCCCCCAUAAUGGAACGCUUCAACUUUGGAUGGCCUGAGUCACUGGACUGCUCCCGGCUUCCCAGCAAAAAUGACCCUAAUGCCCUCUGCAUGGAAGCCCCUGAGAAUGCCACAGGUAGUGACCCACCAAAUAAUGGACAAGGUAUGCUCCCUGUGGCUCCACGUCCUCCACGUCCAUCAGGUGCUGGGAUUGGCGUUCCCAGCCGGUGUGCUAACCCCGACAAGUUCCUCUAUGUGGAGAGGAGUGGAGUUUGUGCCCCAAGGUGCAAUCCUGGUGUGGAUGUCUAUUGGUCAUCAGGUGACAAAGAUUUUGCUCUUGUAUGGAUGGCAGCCUGGUCUGGCCUAUGCUUCAUCUCAACUGCCUUCACAGUCCUGACUUUCCUUCUACAUCCCCAGCGGUUUCAGUAUCCUGAGAGGCCCAUCAUCUUUCUCAGCAUGUGCUACAAUGUCUAUUCCACUGCAUUCCUCAUCCGUGCUGCUGCUGGCGCCCCCAGCAUAGCCUGCGACCGUGAAGGGGGAGCUCCCUACCUAAUCAGAGAAGGCCUGGAGAGCAGUGGUUGUACGCUGGUUUUCCUAAUCCUUUAUUAUUUUGGCAUGGCCAGUUCUCUUUGGUGGGUUGUGCUGACUCUCACCUGGUUCCUUGCAGCCAGCAAAAAAUGGGGUCAUGAGGCCAUUGAAUCACAUGGUAGCUAUUUCCACCUGGCUGCUUGGGGAGUUCCAGCUGUAAAAACCAUAAUUAUUCUCACUAUGCGGAAAGUAGGGGGAGAUGAGCUGACUGGACUCUGCUAUGUUGGUGGGUCUGAUCCAAGUGCCCUUACUGGCUUUGUCCUAGUGCCACUGUCCUGUUACUUGGUUACAGGCACAUCAUUCCUCCUGACUGGCUUUGUUGCCCUUUUCCACAUCCGACGAGUAAUGAAGACUGGGGGUACCAACACAGAGAAACUGGAAAAGCUUAUGGUUAAGAUUGGGGUAUUCUCUAUCCUCUAUACAGUCCCUGCUACCUGCAUCAUUGUCUGUUGCUUCUAUGAGCGCCUCAACUUAGCUCACUGGGAAUCCAGGGCUCGUGAGGAAACCUGUAGGACAACAACUGUAAGUGGCAGACCGGACUGUACCUUACCCCGGUCCAUUCCCAGUGUAGCAGUCUUCAUGCUUAAGAUUUUCAUGUCAUUGGCGGUGGGCAUUACCAGCGGGGUAUGGGUAUGGAGCUCUAAGACUCUGCAAGCCUGGCAAGGCAUAUUGUGUCAACGGCGGCUUGGAGUAGUAGGUGCAAGGACUCAAGGGAAGCCUCGUGGUGUGGUUCCCUGUAGCUUGGGGAGCUGUCCUUACAAAUCGCCCCCACUGACUCUACAAGUUGCCAAGUCUGGCCCCUUCAUGGACACCCCAACACAUGUAUGAAGCACAUGGGAAAAAUAACUAAAGGGAUAGAAUGUUUCAAUUCAGCCCUAAAUUGGUAAAUACACUUUCAUAAGCAGGUUUAAUGAAACUUGUUUAAACUGAUAGAGUACAGGCUUUUCUAAGUGGAGUCACUCUCUUGUGGGGAAGGGUUAUUUGAUUCAGCAGCACUAAAGAAAAUUAAGAAUUUGCUGUGCAACAUAUUUGAGAAACAGGUUAUGAACCUGAAGCACUCUAGCAGUAAUGGCAUUCUGGAAAGUGAUGUCCUUUUAGUGUGCUUUAUGCUGGGUCUUUCAUUUGCCUAAAUACCCCUUUGCUCUUGGCUGCUUUUCUUUUGAACACUGAGCCCAUAAUACAGCUCUUUUUGGAGUGUUGCCCCCUCUCACCAAGCUCACAGAACUCAAAAAGACACACUUUACAGUUUAUCUCAGUCUCUUUUCUAAAAUUUCAAAUCUGUUCUUAUGCUGCAUUGCAUUGCAGGACGCUGAUAUUCCUUGCUACUGAAAUGAGAAAGAAAGGUGUUAAGUGUUUGUUUUUUUGGAGUGGCUGGUAGCUGACAGAAUACGCUUAUUGGACAGGAAUGCAUGUACACAGAAAGGAAUGUGUUAACCAACACAUAAAGGUUCUCCAGCCAAGCAGGGAAUUGUUACUAUAUAUAAGUGCAAUGCAAUAACUGGUAUAAGGGGGAGUGCAUUUGUUGUGGACACAGCUGAGUUAUGAAUGGAAAUUCAUUAAUUCACUACUCAGAGGUGGAAUUAUGUCCAGUUUCAGGUCUACCAACCCCUCUCCCUUCAUGACUCACAUUGAUAAAGGUACAUUGAAUUAGGGUCACAUUAAAUGUCAGUAUAACUUUAUUUAAAUAGCUCUGUCGCUGCCAAUGAGACCAUAUACCCUGUAUCACUUGUUAAUGUAUUUGGGAUAUUAUUACAUGCCACCAAGGGCAACAUCUAAUAACUAUUUAAGAACUGAAAGGGAAUAAUAGUGCAUUGUCUUUGGUGCAGAAGUAGUUAAAUGUAGUUUUUGUAUUUCAUUUUAACAGUAAAACAAUCAUGCAUCUAUGGUAAACGGCUGCAUCUUCUACAUUGCAGAAUAUGUGUUGGCUAUAAACACCAUAGUAUAUUCUAAGCACAGCCAAAGCUUGCUAAAUAGUUGUGAUUUGCAGAUAAGGGAAUUCAACACCUGGCACUUAAAUACAACACUUGUCAACUAGCGAAGCAUUUUAGGAGCUGUAAUCUGCGUUGGAUAAAUGGCUAGAAGAUGUCUAUCUGCGUUUCCCUGAAUAAGUGAAGUGGGUUAGAUUCUCAGCAUUUUAAAAUAGUAAAUAUUUACUGCUGCCCAGGGACUAGCUCCUAAAUACAUUAGCUUGAUUUGUUAUUCUCCCAGAUACUUAGUUGGUGUUGGUUGGCUAUUUAUAAAAAACUAAAGUAAAUAAAUUAAAAGCAAGACAAUAAGAAUACAGGAAAAAUUGCUUUUAUUUACAGCGUCACAAACAAGGCUACACUUCUGUCUUGUAGAAGCGUUAUAAAACCGAAGUGUAGCGUUGAUUGUGGAGAAUUGAAUAAAUAGAUGCUUUUCAGAAGUGGUAGCUGAUGAAUACACCCAGGGCAAAAACAAAAAUUAUGAUAACCUGCAGAGAUUAAACAUUCCUUGGCAUUACCGCCUCCGCUCACCCAGCCUAACUGAAAAGGAGCAAUCGCUUAAUUAAAAAUUUAAAGGACUUACAUUUAGGGACAGAGCACAAUAUGCUUAAAGUGAAAGAUGAGCUUUAAUUCACUAGCCACUGUAGGGGUCUAAUAGCUACUUUGUGGAGGUCUCAGAUCUUUAGUGCCUCCUAGUUCUCCAAAUCAUUUAAAUCUCCUAACCCAAAGGGCAAGUGAAAAUGCAUUGAGGCAGAAAAUCGGUAGUUCAUGUGGUACACAGAAUAAAAGGGAAAAUGUGUGGUAUGUAGAAAGGGUGGACCUCAGCUGUUCUCUUUUUUUCAUUUAGGGAUUUAAAAAAAAUUAUAAAUCAGUUAAUUGUGUUGAAUUGACAACUAGCGAAUAAGAUGUUGGCAAACAAAAUUCAAUUUAAAGUAACUUUGUCAGUGAAUCAACCCACUUGUGUUAUGUUUACCAAAAUGUUGUAAUUCAGUUGUUCAUUCAUCAUAAAUUCAUUUAGUGAAUAAUUCCUUUAACCCCUUAAGUACCAAACUUCUGGAAUAAAAGGGAAUCAUGACAUGUCACAUAUGCCAUGUGUCCUUAAGGGGUUAAAGGGGUAUUGGGCACAUGGCCAGAAGUGCAUUGUAUUAAAGGAGCCACAUGGCAAGCCCAGCAGCUGUAUCAGAAUUCUCUGAAAGUGUCAAAGGCUGGCUGCAUAGAUGGGAGUUGGAAUAUAUAAAAGCCAAUAAUGUAAAGCCAGUAGCUUCUGGAAUUGUGUUAUAGGAGUUGUAGUUCAAUUGACAGCAGGAGACCAACAGUUUGACACCCAGGCAGAAAUGCAUGACCAAGUACAGUGUAAGGCAACACUCCGGGUACUGUAAACUACAGCUGCUGAGAUGAUGCACCUUCAGAGGCAGAAGUGCCAAUAUUUGUCUCUCAAUCUAUGGGGUACAUCAUUUUUUUUAUUUCUAAUUUGUUUUUAAAAAACAAACAAAUUUUAAAUGGCAGAUUUAAACAGUACAUUUUAGAACAGACGUACCUAAAAGGUAGCCCCCAGAUGUUGUAGAACUACAACUCCUUUAAUGCUUUGCAUGCCUUUAGAAUGACAACGCAUCAUGGAAGCUGCAGUUUCAAAACAUCCGGGGAUAUACUUUUUGGGCACCCCUGUCUUAGAACAUAGAGCAACUCUAUUCCCACCUAGCUGAAUUAUCAUAGCACUACAUUGCAUGUUCUGCAUAUAUUGUAUAAUAUUGUAAAGCGCUGUGGAAUCUGUUGGCGCUAUAUAAAUGGCAAUAAUAAUAUACCGCCUUCUCAUGAGGAUUUUAGAGAUCCAUUUUAAACCAGAUCAUCAGAGGUUUACUAAACUGUAAAGUGUCAUGAAAUCACAGGUAGUUCAAAGGUUAUUGGAAAUGUUCAGCUCAAAUUCGCUAAAUUGCAGUAGUCAGCUAUGAUUCGAAUUAUGCUAUUUUGGCCUACAAUUUAAAAUUCACUAUGAAUUCCUGACAUUUCACAAUUAAGUGAAUAACCUGACACCUGUGCAUGAAUACCAUCAACCAUCAACAUUUUAUAUACUACAACCCUGAGCUGUGGUUUUGUGUGUGAUUUAAAAUAGCAGUGUGGCCACCUACCUUGAAUGGACUAAAUUACAUGUUUAUGGCUGGAUAAUUAAAUAUAAAUACAGUAAAAUGCAAUCACUAUUGAUCAGAUGACAUGCUGCUGGUUUUUAAUGUUUGUUUUUUAAAUACAGGUAUUAUGUGAAUGGCAUUAGCUUGCAAACCAUUCAUUCUUUAUUUAUUUUUUAAAUUAGCCCAAUGACCCUUUAAAAAAUUAAUUAUGCGAAACACCUUAAUUUUACUCUUCUGAUGAUCCAUAAUUUCUGGAUGCACUUUGGAAGGCUUUGCAUUCACAGUAAACAAUCUGUUUUGUGCAGGGCCUGAUAGAUAUGAAUUGCCUGUUCUAGCCCCUUGGGGAGCCACUGAAAUAGAAUUCGGACAUAAUUUUGAGCACUAGCCAUGGAGUUAAACCAGUUAAAUACAUCUUCAAAAUAUAUCAGUCAUAUUUUAUUGUUAUGUCUAUUUCUUUCUCAAAGUUUUUCUACCAUUUCACCUUUUGUGGUCUUUGAUUUAUAUUGUUAAAGUGCUGAAGGCAGUGUCCUGUUACAGCAUGGGCUCAGUUACAAGGAGUAGAAUGAUAAGUAACCACUAACUGUAGAACAGAUACUUCUCAAUUCUGUUAAUUGUUUCUCAGGAUGCCAGGUUUUAAGGUCAUGGAGUAUAAAGUGAUCCACAAGCGAUCACAAUGGCAUGAAGAACAAAGACAUGCACACAAAGGAACACUCAAUUUAAAACAAAACAAAAAGUUUUUUGUUUUUUUUUAAAUAUAUAUAAUUGGAACAUUCCUAUUUGUGUUUAUAUUACUGCCACUUUCCUCCAUUGAAAUAGUUAAAAGUAACGAAACUCUAUUAUUAUUAUUUUAUUAUUUAUAUAGCACCAGCAAAUUCCGUAGCGCUGUACAAUGGGUGGACUAACAGGCACGUAAUUGUAACCAGACCAAUGGACGCACAGGAACAGAGGGAUUGAGAGCCCUGCUCAAUGAGCUUACAUGAUAGAGGGAGUGGGGUAAAGUGACACAAAUGGAAUAAGUACGGGUAACGAAAUAGGUUGCUUGAAAAGUAUUCACUUUAUUCCAGAGCCUCCUUGGGGCAGCUCUAUUGUGCCUCCUGUGAAGUCAUUAUUACUGAAUCAGAAUCUUCGGGACACACAGUGUAUUGCAAUCUUCCCAAAACGCCUCUCAUAGAGAAGCAUUGGAACCAGUGCUUCUCUAUAUUAAGCACUCCCUUCCAUUUUGAAAGGUGAGUGUGGUAGGAAACCCUCCCAGGUGUCUGUGUCAAUGCUGAGAGGUGUAACUAAAGAGAUUUAUAAAAUUGCCAAUUUUGCUUGAGCGGUAUGGGACAUUACUCCUAAAGCACUUCAAUAAGCUGGAGUGCUUUAGAGGCCUGGAGUGUCCUUUUAAAGACCUUUUGUGCUGAAUUUGACCUAUCCUAAUUUUAAUUUUCAAAUAAUUCACUAGAAUAUAUUUACAGAUUAUCAAAAUGUCAGAGUUAGCUGCCAUUUUUAAAGGGCUGGCGAUGGCCACUAUUUUGAUAAUUCUAACAGUAAAUAUGGAGGUAUAAAUUAAUUGUAUUUAUACAUAAUUUAUUGGAAGGGAAAUGCUUCACUCUGUGUCCUACCUUACAAGUAUCAUGCCGUGGCAACCUGCAUUUUUCCUGCUGUUUAUAUUACUACUCCUAUCACCCCAGCUAUAUCCAUGUCAUACAUUGCUCCAACUUGUCUUAGCACAUUGACUCAAAAAUCUUACCAUCUUUCCUAAGCAAGCAUGAUUUUUUUUUUAAAUAAAUGGGUGACCAGACAUUCCCUGUGUUGGGAGUGUAGUCAUGAUAAAAUCAAACACUAUCUAAAAAAAAUAGAUUUAAUUUUCAACGCUAUGUGAUCUGCAAGUGAAAUUGCCAGCAAAUUGUAUAGAUUUAAAAAUAUUGUUUUUUUUUUGCCAUCUCCAAGUCACUGACUGAUUGGGUGGAGCAGAUGUGCUUGUUUCUCCUCCAUCUUCAAUUGCAAACCAAGACACGUCUCAAUCAAUAAUAAUAUGUAGUGACAAUUUUAAGAAUGAUCCGAUACUGCAUUUAGCAAAAUGGAAGGAAGAGGGUUCACGUGCAUCCACUGUAGCUUGUGAGAGGUUGAUCUAUACAUUUUGCUUGUAAUGUAGCUAGUUGAAUGUAUGGGUUAAAAAAAAUUGUAUAAUCUAUCAAGUUAUUUCAUGGUUUAUUUGCGUGGCAGAGUUCCAGAUAAAUCACCUUAUUGCAAUGUGAAAAAUGUGCAACAGAGUUUCAUAAUAAACUGAGAAUCUGGUCCAAGAAUAGAAGUAAAAUGAAUGCAAUCUGGUGGUAUAGGACGGGACAUUUGAUGUGUGUUGUUAAAGGGGAAAGGGAUUUAUGAUACUUUUUUUGUGCCAUAUUCUACAUUAACCCAGGUGUGCAUCCUGUGUACAAGUGGUUACUUAAUGAAGCAUAUGAGGGAAUGUAGAAUCUGCAUCUUCCAAGAGGAACAUUCUGAUAGAUUUUCUUUAGUGCUGCAUUAGUAUGAGGCAGCUGAUUUGAAGAUUGGUAUUCCAAACCAGUUCUCCAGCAUCUCAAAGUGUACAGGUUUUCAAGGCCUCCUCAUAUAUCAAAGCAAGUGGAUUAAGCAAUGCUUUAGUAAUUCUGACAGAUCUAUCUGUACUUAUGUGAGAGCUGCCAACACAGGCAGCAAGGUUUUAAAGGGUCUUAUUUAAAAACACCGUCCUCCGGCAUAAUUAUCAGUUGUAUGAAUAUUUUAAGUACGCUGUUUAGCAGCGAUGGCUAACCUUGGGACUGGAGAUUUGAGCUAAUCAUGCAGGGAGGCAUGCAGGAAAAAAUGUAGUUGGCAUACGUCUGGAGUGACAAGUUUAGCCAUUAUUGCUAUACCACAAUCAAAAUAGCGCAUUCAUUACUGGAAUAAUCUGAUGUAUAAAAUAGGUUAUUAAAGUUAGACAGAGAUGGUGAAUAUCAACUAUCAAGGUCUCCUGUGAGAUUAGCAGUUAAAAUAUGAAUACAAUAUAACUACUAUUCAGGAGCAGGGUUAAGCAACAUUCGGCACACUAGAUGUUCUGGAUUACAUCUCCCAUAAUGCGCUUACAGUCACAGUACUGCCAAAGCAACGGGGAGAUAUAGUCCAACAUAUCUGGAGUGUCGAAGGUCGCUUACCCCUGCUUUAGAGCAUUGCAAGUCGGGAACAUUUGUUUUAGAAUCAGACCUUUUUUUUAUUUUUGUUCACACUAAACAUUGAGUUGUUGCUCAAUUUUAUUUUAUUUUUUUAUCCCGAUACAUGUUUUCUAAGACCGCUUUUGGCAAGAUGUAGAAUUUAUACAUUUUAACUUUGGAGCCCAGUCAGAUAGAGAGCGGUUAAUCGAUAGGAUAAUCUUGCAUUACAUCUGAUGAAGCAUCCAUCCAAAGGCUUGGAGGUAUAAUAGCUUCUUUCUAACGCAUUUCAAUGGACCUAAUCAUAAUAUCAUAGAAUUGCCACAUUACCGUGAGGAUUCAGUUAAUAAAUCAUGGAAGGGAUCCCAUAGGAAUCACUGUGAUUGAAUUAAAUCAUUUAGCUUUUUUAUGCCUACAUUUUGCAAAUCAGUUGUCAGCUCACUUUUCUAGUAAAUAAACCCCUGGGUGUUUCCUCAAUAGGACAUCAAACAACUGAAUUAAUCCACCUGUGUCCACAAUAAAAUAGUUUUUUUAAUCGAAACAGUUUAACUGAACUGAAUGAUUACUGAUCCAGUGAUAUUGAAAGGGGCAAUGCAACCAAGAGAGUCAGAUUUAUAAAGCAGCAUCAAUUCUCCUGGUAAAUAGGUACAGAGUAAGGCAUUGUUAAAACAUAGCAGGGAAGGGGAUAAGGGCAGUAGAUAUUCAUUUUUUCUUUGUGCAGCUGUUGAUAAUUAAGGGUUACAUGUGGGAUAGCUCCCAUGAAUGGAGACCGCUGCUCCACGCCAUCGCUCCACCCCUCUAAACAGAUAUCUAUAUAUAUAUAUAUAUUUUUGGAUUUGCAUUAUAUAAGAAAAAAAUAUUGUACUGGUUUUGUAAAGUACUGAAUAUAAAAGUAAUAAUAUUAUGCAGAUGGUAAUUUAAUGCUGUAAUUUAUUCUUGAUGUUUUGAUGAGAUGGGUUAAUAAACAGACUUUUGU
Molecule: messenger RNA, 10199 nt
Organism: Pelobates cultripes (western spadefoot toad)
Lineage: Eukaryota; Metazoa; Chordata; Amphibia; Anura; Pelobatidae
Source: the annotation of a GenBank genome assembly